This is a messenger RNA of Cygnus atratus (black swan), 4768 nucleotides long. It is a transcript of the gene RAB19, whose product is annotated as RAB19, member RAS oncogene family. Gene Ontology annotation, cellular component: trans-Golgi network. Bases 69 to 716 code for a protein of 215 amino acids. Gene Ontology annotation, molecular function: GTPase activity; GTP binding. The transcript is spliced from 3 exons. NCBI's taxonomy places the organism in Eukaryota, Metazoa, Chordata, Aves, Anseriformes, Anatidae. The record is from RefSeq and is a predicted model, not a curated record.
GAGCGGCGGGGCGGUACAAAGCGGGCACCGCCCGGCCCGGCAGGUGAGGGGUCCCCGCGGGAGCCGAGAUGCCCUUCUCGGCCGGCCCCGGCGCGGACGACGCCUUCGAUUACCUGUUCAAGAUCAUCCUGAUCGGGGACUCCAACGUGGGGAAGACGUGCGUGGUGCACCGCUUCAAGACGGGGCAGUUCAACGAGAAGCAGCAGAACACCAUCGGCGUCGACUUCACCGUGCGCUCGCUGGAUAUCGACGGCAAGAGGGUGAAGAUCCAAGUGUGGGACACAGCCGGUCAAGAGCGCUUCCGGACAAUAACCCAGUCUUACUACAGGAGUGCCCAUGGAGCCAUCCUUGCCUAUGACCUUACUAGGAGGUCCACAUUUGAAUCUAUUCCUCACUGGAUUCGUGAAAUUGAGAAGUAUGGUGCUGCAAACUUGGUCAUGAUGUUAAUUGGGAACAAAUCAGACUCGCAGGAUAAGCGCCAAGUCCUGUUUGAAGAUGCCUGCACACUGGCAGAGAAGUAUGGGCUCCUUGCUGUGUUGGAGACAUCAGCAAAAGAAGCUCAAAACAUAGAAGAGGUGUUCGUGUUGAUGGCUAAGGAGCUGAUAGCCCGAAAUACCUUGCAGCUUCAUGGAGAGAAUCCUCCGAACAGCAUCUAUCUUGACUCCAGGCCAGUGAUUGCUAGUCCAACUGCAGAGAAGACCCAGUGCCUUUGUUGAAGAGAUUUCAGGAACGGAGUUGGAAGUUGUCAUCUUUCUGAGGCUGUUUGAUCUUUAGUUUUAUUCAACUGACGAAAGUUUGCUGUACGGCCUCAAGCCAUCCCUCUGAUACCCCUAACUUGCAGUUUGGUGCGUAAGUAUCUUCAGAGAUUACUGUUGCUGUUGACAGCACAGGUUGCUUUGAACAUGGCAGCUGAUGUUUUACUGUGAACUUGUGAGUUGAGAAGACUCAGGAAGCUACCAGCCCUUGCCUUAACCAAAGAGAACGAUAAAAACGAUUGCCUUAAUUAUGUCUUUGAAAGAUUUUUCUGGCUGUGUCAGAAGGUAAAUUUGCACCAGAACUCUGCAUUGAUUUGAUCCUUCUAAGAUAUGUUGUUUGUUGUAGUGCAAGCUCUUUACCCUUUGCCAGUAGCUUUAAAAUGUCCGAAGUCCUAACCAGCACUAACCUACUGAUGCCUCGACUUCUGUAUAGGGGAGGUGCUGAUGUCAGGCAUGUAGCCAGCCAUCCCCAGGAACUCAAUAUUCACAUUUGUAAGAGUACGUGAAUUUCAGAUCUGUAUUAAUUUCUUCACCAGACAAACCCAGAGACAUUCCUGAGCUUUCAAAGCAGGCAGAAUAUAUUAGAGUCCCAACCGUCUUCCUGGGGUGAAAAUGGUUGUCUUUUACUUUGCUCUCAAAUUAUAAGAAUUGUAUUUAGUGGUGACCUGUCUUGCUACACAGAGUUACAAGGAGCACUGAAGCUUUCAAAGCCACAGUAAUGACUUAAUGCUGGGGUGAAAGGACCAUCUUCUUUUCCUAAGCUUGUCCUGCUUUUGAUGUACUGAUCUUAAUCAAAAGCUGGCUGCUGGUUGUGUGGCAGGCCAGUGGCAGUAUGCUUGUAGAUUUUCAAGGGAGUGUGAAGGAAGGGAUUCAGGCUCUUGUAAGUCUCAGUGAUGGGUGUGAUGGUUUAUUAACAUAACCUGACCUUAGAGCAGUAAGGGAAGGGUUAUGGAGCACACCAGCAAGCUACCCCGGACAAGUAUAUAUGCUAUUCCUUUAGAGACUUAACUGAACAUUGUGGUAGCAGUAGAUGAUUUUGUAUUGUUCCUCCCAAACGCAAACUCUGCUAGUGGGGGGCUCACUUUUUCUAUUUAGGGAAAAACAUGUAGCAAAUCCUUUUGGAAAAACUUGUCUGAGAAGCACAAAAAUAAAGUAGAGUGAAUCAUUGAUUUAGUCUUGCACAUAUUUCUAUUAUUAUUGUUGCUUCCUCUGGCCAGGUUCUUUGCUAUUGCAUGCGAAGAAUGGGUUAAUUCAGCUACCUGUAAACUGAGGGAGAAAUCUUCAGUGGUAACCUCUAAGCCUGUUACUAUAGCCUGCUGUGAACAAAGCUGCUUCUUCAGGCAUCCUCUUUCUGAUAUGCAUUCUUUUUAAAUCUUAAUUUCAUCUCAAAGUGGUACUAGCUCAGUAAGUGCAUUCAGUUACAUUUAAGCAACACCGAACACCAUAACCUCUCAAAGUGGCUGACUAAGUAGCAGUCUACCCUCCGCCGGUAUUUUCUUCACCUCCUGUCACUGGGAACAGUCAAAUGUAAGUUUAACGUUCUUGUGUUUAAAAUCCAUAUUCCCUCUUCUGCAACGUAGCAGCUGUUACAUUUUUAGUAUCCACACUUAACUGCUAGCAAGCUGUUUUACUUCAGAGAUACCUGAGAUAGUUGUAGCAACUAUUAAUAUUCCAGAAAAUAGGAACUAGAUAUUCAUAUUUUCUGUCUUUCAUUACUUGAGAAUUAAAGGGAAGAUCUUAACAACAGACUUAACCUUUGCAUGGUUCAUUGGAUUUAUUGCCUUAGAGAUUCUUGUAUGAAGUUAUUUUGCUUACCCUCAGGAUGGAGGAGGCUUCUGCAGGCUGAUGAUCCCUUAGCUGUCUGGCACUACCAGGCUACAGGGCUCUUGCCAUUCUCUUCCAGCACACAUGGCGCUACUGGCAAAGUCUUUCCCUGGCAGAAAGCUGAGCAACACAGCAUUGCACAAACAGGCUUGCGGCUGAGCUGUCGUGCUGUGUUCUGCUCUGUUCCCUUUCCUUUGACAGGUGUAACACUCGUUCAAGAAACUGGCCUUAACUAUCUACCCUGACAUUCAUCUUUGUGCAGCUAAAGCAGGAGUGAGAGCCCUCUUUUGGUUGGUUGGUUGAUAUCUUCCACAGGCCCAUUCGGCAGUUCUGUUGAAUUGUUCCUAUAGGGUCAUUUUUUUAAGCUCUCUUCAUAUGAGAGAAGAAAGAACUGCAACAGUGGUGAAGCUCUUCAGAGUGUGUAUUAGUAGACCAUUAUUAACGAGGUAACAUACGAAGAAAACUUUUAAACUUUAGCGUAGUAUGUUGUUCUAGACUUAACAGUCUAGAUAGCAACCACUAGAUUAAAAGGCAGACUAACUUCUGCGACUGUGCCUUUCUCCAUCACAGCAGUUGGAAGCAUGCAGCUGUCACCACCGCAAGCAGCGUGACAUUAGCUGCUACAGAGCCUUAUUUUAAUGUCUGCUCCUCCAUGGUUAUAUGCAGACCUGAUGUGCUUCUCGAGAGCAUCUUUAAUGGGUGUAUAGAGGUGGCUUAUUGUAAUGUUGUUUACAAUGCUGUUCUGAAAGUUACUACUGUCCCACAAUUUUAAGGGUUGUGCAUCCAAGUUGAAGAUAAAGUUGUUUGCUUUCAUCUACUCAAGUAUUCGAAUCUUAGCUGUCUUAAAAUUACUGUUGCCUUAAAUGUACUGUUGCACGUUCUUUGCACUGAUACCACACCCACACCAGAUGAGACUGAGGCAGCACCUACGCACCUAACAGGGCACAAAGAGCUGGAAAGAUUCUGAAUCAGAGCAAACUCUCAUACCUCCAGAAGCUGACCGACUUAAACGUAACUGCAACCCAAUGAUGCGGAAGGCACAGAGCCCGGGCUGCGUGGUCAAACUUUUCUUCAUAUAUAAGGGACAGGCUCUUAGUAACAAAAGCUGAGGCUCUUAUCUAAUCGUUGCAGUUAAUGUUUAAGUAGAGGGGGAAGAGACUGAAAAAGCAAUUCUCAGGCCCAUGCCUGGAGCAGAAAAGCUUUAUCUUGGACUCUCCUUUCAGGAAGCAGAUGCACGCCUGAAGCAAAGCCAACACUUCCUCUCAACCAACCAGCCAAAUGCUCCAACCACAGCCCUGUUUUGUGAGAGCAGCUCCUCCCCAGCUGUGGCUUAUAGAAGAGGGCUGCUAGUAUGGGUGGGCAGGGGCUUCUACAUCUGCCAAUCCCCAGAAAAACAGAUUCAGCUCAAGGUGUGUGUGUGGGAUUGUGUAGUCAGUGCUUUCUGUACUGACUCCUGAAGCCAUUUUUAAACACCUCUCUCAAGUGAGCGUAUAAGGACUAGAACUAUGACAGAUGAUGCUGAGAUAUGCAAGUCCUUGUGGAAGUGCUUUAUUCAGGGCAAGAGCCCCUUUUACUUGAAAGUACAUCAGCUGUUAAUAAGAACUUGCACACUUCAGAUUUUUACCUUGUUAGCUCAGGCCAGGUAGGACCUUCUGAAGUUAUUUAGUACACUUUAGUGACGUUCCAAAAUCAACCUUAAUUAAACUGCCUGCACAGGUAAUGUCAGUGUAAUCAUAUCAAGCUGUUGCCAAGCAGCUGUGGACACUGACUUGACCACCAGUGACAAACUGCACACCCCUAGAUAGCAGCGAUAGCAGCAACAGCAGCAAGUAGGGGCAGAAGUUUCACAUAUUUACAACUCUUCCCCUAUUUCAUUGCUACAGCUGUGUCCAUAAACAUCUUUGCCUAUUACAGUCAUCACUGCCAUGUCUGGCUCAUUUUGCUUACGUGAAGCACUCUCAGUACACCCACUAUUCAGGUACACAAUUUCAGAUCAAACCAGAGGGAUGUAUUCUUGCACAAGGAGUAAAGCCAAGGCACUUCAAAUGACAGCAUGCAUUUGUUUUUCCUGAUUUUUUGUUUUGUUGAAGUCAGGAUUUGUUGGUGAAAGUUUAUGGAGUCUUUAUACCUUUUUCAUCUUAACACUACUAUAAAUAAUUUCAUAGGCCUCUGCAGUUUCUGUAUCUUAG